This is a messenger RNA of Xenopus laevis (African clawed frog), 7734 nucleotides long. It is a transcript of the gene tdrd6.L, whose product is annotated as tudor domain containing 6 L homeolog. Gene Ontology annotation, biological process: piRNA processing; P granule organization; spermatogenesis. Bases 1 to 7437 code for a protein of 2478 amino acids. Lineage: Eukaryota; Metazoa; Chordata; Amphibia; Anura; Pipidae. The transcript is spliced from 22 exons. Gene Ontology annotation, cellular component: cytoplasm; P granule. The record is from RefSeq and is a predicted model, not a curated record.
AUGGGAUUCUCACGUAGGUUUGACGUCAUCAUGCGCCCGGCCCUGGUGCUGCCGGUACCGGGCACUGUUUUGAAGUUGAGUGUGUCUUUCCUGGACGUGACCGCUGAGGUGCCAUUCGUGAGACUAUGGUCCAGCCUCCGGGAGCGCAAGGAAGAGUACGAAGGGCUGAAGACUGAGGUACAAGCGGCUGUGUUAGCUGAACCCUGUGGGGCGGGGGAUAAGGAUUGGACCCCGGCGGUAGGCCAUUACUGCGUGGCUGAGGUAGAUGGACGCUGGCACCGCUGCGAGUUGCUUCACCGUCAGGGCGUAGAAUACAGUGUCUUCCUGAUAGACGUGGGCUGCACUGUACCUGCGAGGGCCCACCAGCUGAAGGAAGCCCCCAAAUCCCUGUUUUGUCUUCCUGGAGAAGUGCUGGGCUAUGUGCUGUCCAACUUGGUGCCCAAAGAGCAGAGAGCCUGGAGUGGGCAGGCCCUAGAGUACCUCAGCUCCCUGCAAGGCCAGCAAGUUGAAGGAACCGUUCAAGACAUUAUCUCGCCUCAUGGGUUGGUCCUUUUAGAGGUGGCAGCCAUCUCCAAGAGCUUACUUGACUUGGGCUUAGUCAAGCCUUUCCCAGACUCUUCAUUUCGUUCUUUGAUUGACACUUUCUUUGCUGGAGGAUAUAGCUUGGCCCAAACCAAUCCCAUCCCAACCUUUCCUUCUGCAGAGAACCAGUCAAAUACCAUGGCGCAGCUCAAUCCCCGGCGGGCUUGGGCCUUAGACUACUUCUACCCGCAGUUUCAGGUUGGCGUGAUCGAACCUGUGCUGGUCACCGAAGUCGCAAACCCCCACCGUAUAUUUUGUCAGCUGAGGAGCCUGUCUCACGAAGUACAGAGACUUUCAGAGAGUAUGCACCAUUUUUACGAACUACAGAGCGGUAGUGGGGAACGCAAUUAUAUUCAGCCGUUGAUUCCUGGCCAGCCGUGUGCUUGCCGUGGCUCUGAUGGUCGUUGGUAUCGCUCUCUACUGCAAGAGUACUACCCAGAUAAGAAGCUUGCUAUGGUCAUCCAUGUAGACUGGGGUCGCAGGGAUGUUAUUUCUAUCAACUGUUUGCGCGCGCUGGCGGCAGAUUACUUCCGCAUGCCUGUGGUGACCUUCCCUUGUUCACUGUUUGGUGUUUCUGACGGAGGCUUGGCUUGGGAUCCUGCCAUAAUAAUGGAGCUGCGCAAUAUGUUCCAAGGAAAGCAGUUCAGUGCCAAAAUAGACUUUUAUAAUUCAUAUGAACAUGUGUAUGUUGUCACUCUGUACGGAGAUGAAGGGAUCAAUUUAAACUGUGUAUUUGGUACACGGGCUCAGUCCCUGAGUUUUUCCCAAGUUCAGAAACCCUUAAGCACCACUUUAGGUGAAGGCCAAGUUGUUGGCUCAACCGAUGUUAAAAGUGUCCCUGAAACACCUCCAGAUAUUUUUUAUGCCCCCAGUGUUCCUGUUGCUGAGCUGAAGAUCUCCACAUUCUAUGAUGUCCUAGUGGAGUUUGUGGUAGAUCCUUCCAACUUCUGGAUCAAGACUGGCGAAAACGCCACCAAGUACAGUGAAAUAAUGAGUCAAAUAACCGCUUUAUAUUCACAAGCAUCAAAGCUAGAUGGUAUCAUAACCACUCCCCAGACAGGGCAGCUUUGCUGCGCAAAGUUCAAGGAUGACCGGUAUUACCGAGCUGAAAUUGUUGCUGUUAAAGGUAAGAUGGUGGAAGUGUAUUUUAUUGACCAUGGGAACACAGAAAUGGUGGACUGGUAUAAUGUAAAAAAGUUGCCAUCAGAACUUAGAGAAAUGCCAGGCUUGGCCAUUCAUUGUUGCGUUGCCGACAUCUGUCCCCUGGGAGUCCGCUGGAGUCCAGAAGCUAUACUUGCCUUUAAAAUUGCAGUGGUUGAUAAAAAGCUUAUAAUCUAUGUUGUGUCCAAAGAACUUCAUAAAUACAUUAUUGAAGUUUUGGACAAUUCCAGAAUAGAGCAGAGGAGCAUGGCUAAAAUACUCUCGGCAGCAGGGCAUGCAAAAUAUGAAGAAGUGGAACCUGUAGCUCAGCAUACCGGAAAUAUGAGUGACAUAGAUAAUGAAACGCAGCAGCAAUUUUUAGGUUACAUUAAUAAAGAUACAAGUUCACUUAAAACUCAGCAGAAAGAAGAUGUCUGCUCAAUGGAAGAUGACAACAGUGUGCCAUACUCUCCAUAUGAAGAUCAAUUCUUUGAACCAGGUGCUACAAUAGAAGUGGUAGUGUCAUGUAUUAUAAGCCCUGGUUUGUUUUGGUGUCAAAAUGCCUCGCUCAGCUCCAAACUUGAAAAACUGAUGGCCAAAAUACAAGACUAUUGUUCCAGUACAGAUUAUCCUUAUGAAAGGGGUGCUUAUGCAUGUCUUGCAAAAAGUUCCUGUGAUGGCAAAUGGUACAGAGCAUUUAUAACCAACAAUAGGCCGGGUAGCAAAGCAAAUGCAAACCAAGUUGAAGUUCUUUAUGUCGACUACGGCAUCACAGAAACUGUUUUAGUGAAAGACCUCCGCUGCAUAGAGAGCGAGCUGUUUGAUUUAAAAGCGCAAGCCUUCAGAUGUAGUUUGUACAACCUUAUUGCCCCAGACAGUGAGAACCCCUUUGAGUGGGAUACAAAAGCAACUUUAUCUUUUCAUAGGUUUGUCGAUUCUUCAGCAAAAAAAUGUUCAGAGUUUAAAUGCACAUUUUUCGCAACUGCCUUAGUAAAAACAGAACUGUCUUACAUUGUAGAUGUUUUCACUCCUUUUGCCAGCAUUUGCAAAUUAUUAGUAGAAUUAGGCCAUGCUAAACAGUUAUCUCACACUACACUGGCACCGUCGGUACAGCUGCAAACAUAUUAUUACUCCAUGCAUGAUAUUAAAAUUGGUGGUGAGGAGGAGGUUUAUAUUACCUAUGUCAACAGUUCCUUGGAAUUUUACUGUCAGCUUUCAAGAAAUACCGAAACGAUUGACAUGAUAGCGUCUGCUACUGCACGUGUGUGCAGUGAAGUGAGAAAAUUUGAAUUGUCUGUAACACCUGGGCCCUUGUGUCUGGCAAAGUUCAGUGAUCAGCAAUGGUAUCGUUGCUUCAUUAAUACAAAUAAAAACAGCACUGAUGCGUUUUUUGUAGAUUAUGGAAAUACAGAAAAAGUGAACAAAGAAGAAAUGCUGCCUAUACCGAGUGAUGCCUAUGAACUCCUUCAUUUUCCAAUGCAAGCUAUUAAAUGUUCUUUAUCUGACAUGCCUGACACCGUUCCCAGCGACGUGGUGUUGUGGUUUGAAAACCAUGUACUUGAAAAACCCUUAAGGGCUAUAAUUGUUGCCAAAGAAACUGAUGGUAAAUUGAUUGUAGAAUUGUAUGACGGCAGUCAACAAAUUAACUCAAUCCUCAAAACGAAAUUGGGAUGGAAGAGUUCUCGUGCUGAAGGCUCUUUUGGGAAUUCUGAGAAAAGAAACCAGCUAAAUGAUUUAGACAGGGGUGGAAGGAAAGAGACUACCUCAAAAUUUCAGCCAUACAGCCAGGGAAGCAAAUUCUCUCCAGAUCUGGAUGGUCAUUCUCAGAAUGGUUUAACUUAUCAGAAACCUGAGUUUCAGACUAAAGAAAGAGAACAGUUUGAACAAAAGCCAAAUCUGAGAACACCUCGAUCUUAUAACAAUGAUAGAGAAGUGUAUCAAGUACAAAAGAAUAUGUCCCAAAGUGGGUUUGCACCUCAGAAAACAGGAGGAUUUAGGUCUAAAGACAGAGAAGCAUUUGAACAGAGACCAAAUCUUAAAGCCUCUGGACUGUACAGCCAGGGGAGAGAAACACCUUCAAUGUCACAAAAUAGUUCCUACAGUGGUUUUCCACCCCAGAAAACAGGAGCCUUUAGGUCUAAAGAAAGACAAGUAUCGGAACACAAACAGAAUUCGAAUCCACCGAAGUUCUACAAUCAGGAACGUAAAUUAUCUCCACAGUUGCGUAAAGCUUCACAGAAUGGUUCCUCUUCCCAAACAGAAGCAUUUUGGUCUUCAGGAAGUGAUCAGUCAUCUGAGCACAAGCCAGAUAAUGCAUCUCAACAGAGAAGGUCUACCUUUCAGGAAAGUAAGCUCACACCACCUCUGUCAAAAUUAAGUGACCUGCCGAAGCAAAACAUUGCUCUAGGAAUGAAAUCAUCCGUGUAUGUUGCACACACAAAUACAAUUAGUGAUUUUUAUGUGCAUAUCGCACAAAACACUGACCUUAGUAACAUUUCUGAGAUCUUGAAUAAUGAAAAGGGCCCCUCUGAUCAACUAGACGAAAAAUAUGUGAAUUUGGGAGACUUAAUUUGUGCAUUUUAUGAAGAUGAUGGGCUGUAUUAUCGUGCGGUCAUAACAGAAAAAUGUGCUGAUGGGUUACUUGCGCAGUACAUAGAUUAUGGCAAUACUUCAGUAAUACCUCCCACCAAGAUAUAUAAACUUCCACCAAGUUUAUUGUCUAUUCCAGCAAUGAGUAUUUGUUGUGCCUUAGAUAAAUGUACUACAUCAGCGUGUGAGCAGAAUAUGGAUGAUUUGAGGCUUAAAUUUUCUGAAAGAACUGGAGAUCUAGAGUUGAGCUGCGAAUUUGUGCAAUAUAACAAUCGCAAGUGGAACGUAAUUUUGUGUGAUGAUCAAGGCUGCAUAAAUGACCUCUUUAUUCCUGUCUCUGGAGAUCCUAUGUUAAAUCCACCUUUGCCCGAAGAACCUAGUGUAACUUCUGAAACAUUAAUCAGUGCCAGUCUUUUUGUGUGGAACCUUCCUGAACUUGGUGAGACUGUUGAAGCUUUUGCAAGUGCGGUUGAUAGUCCUGAACAUUUUUGGUGCCAGUUGGCGACAGCCGAUGUUGACUGUUUAGCAGUUAAAGUUCAGGAAGCUGGAGAACAUUCCAUUCAUGAUGGCAGAUUCAGUGCAGAGAUAGAAGUUGGUUCACCUUGUAACGUAAUUUACAGUGAUGAUAAUUAUUGGUACAGAGCUGCUGUAACAAAGAUGAAGGACGAUAAAGUGACUGUACGAUUCGUUGACUAUGGGAAUGAAGAAACGCUUCAGAUGGAACAAGUGCGAAGGCUUCCUGCUGAUAUUGCAGCAAUUCCUGUUCAGGCAUUUCCAUGUUCCCUUGCUAACUUUAAUUUAUCAGAGGGGUGCUGGAGUUCAGAGGCAAAUACCUUUUUCUAUGAUAAAGUCACAGAAGGGCUUUUAGAAAUCACUGUGCUCCAUAUACAACAACUUGGACUGUGUAAAAUUCCACAAGCUUCUGUAAAUGUAAAGUACAAUGGAGAAGAUAUUAACUGUGAAAUGAGACGGUUCUGGCAGGACAGUUUUGUAAACACUAACCCAUUUACAGAAUCCCUAAAUGCAAAGGAAGAAACUGCAAUUGAGGAUAAUGUCAUACCUUCCCAGGCAGAUGAGGAUGACCAUUCUGAGCCAAGUGAAGAACCUUGUGCGAGCGAAUCAAUCGAGACUCCAGCAGUAGAUGGGGAAGUACUGACUGCAAACGAUGAAACAAAGCUUGAAGCCCUUCCGGUUUCUUCUGCUGAGGAAGCUGCAGAGAUCACCGACAACACAGAUGUUGAGCUAAUGAGGACUGAAUAUUUAUUGCAUGAAGUCCAGAAGAGCAGUGAUUUAUCAUGUUUAGAGCUGACCCUGGAUGAAGAUGUUCCAGAUGAGAAGAAUUCAGGCACACCAGCUGUUACUCCAUUAGCCGCAGAAGAUUUGUGUAUUGAUUACGAUGAAAGCAAUAUCAAGAAGUCCUAUUCAGGUGUUACAACAGAAAUGGAUAAUAGGGAAUUGCACCAGACUGAAGACCUAGACCUUUGGACCUCAGCUGCUCAGGAUCAAGAAAUUGCGAGUUCAGAAAUACUUGGUGAUGUGCCUAUUGAUAAAGAAUGUGACUACAGUGUGGAAGAAGCCACGGACCAAAGCUGCACUAACAUAGGACUGGAAGAGGGCCCUGAACCAGUGGAGAAUGCAUUCACUGAGAACAUCAAUGAUGAGACAGACGUUGCUAAUGUGCAAAGCAAAGGAGAAGAAGAAGAAGCGUAUCUAGUGCCAGAGGAGAGCACAGUUGCUGAAUGUGAGAUUGAGGAUUUUGAGCCAGAGGUUGAUCUGCAGAGCAGAGAAAAUGAAGGCUUACCUGAGUAUACAGAUAUUCCAUUACUGGAGGGUGAUAAUUCAGUCAGCCCUGAAGAGGUAUCCAGUCAUGAAAUGAAUGAAGCAGAGGGCUUGGAAGAUCAAGACCAAGAGCUAUUGGGGUAUACAGGCACUGAACGCGCAAUGGACGAUUAUGAAGUUCUGCAAAGUGAAGAACAAGCAGAGGAUUUGGUGCCAGAGGAAGACCCAGGUACUGAAACUGAACACAGGAGUUAUCUUUUUGAGGCAGAAGAAGCUGAUCUGCCAAGUCAAGAACACAAAGACUUUCCAGAGCAAGAGGAGGACCGAGUUGCAGAACACAAGAAUGAUAUUUCUGAGCCAGACUUGCAAAGUAAAGAGCAAAAAGAGGAUUUGGUUCCAGAGGAAGACCCAGGUACUGAAACUGAACACAGGAGUUAUCUUUUUGAGGCAGAAGAAACUGAUCUGCCAAGUCAAGAACACAAAGACACAGUCACAUAUACAGACAUUCCAUUAUUAGAGGGAGGUGUUGAUGAUUUUGGAAGCAAAGAAACUGUAUCCAUAGAUUAUAAUUAUGAAUAUGUAACUGAGGAUGUUGAGGACUUGGAUACUGAAAAUCAAGAGAGUCAAAUAUGCAUCAGUGGCUCUGACAAUCGAUCUAAGGAGUCUGGGCCUGUUGACCUGCAAGACUUUGAAGAUGAAGUGCUGUUCCAAUAUACAGAGCCUACAGCUGACAGCGCUAGUGAUGUGCGUCAGGGAGAUGAGUGUGAAUUUGCAGCACAUUCUGAUGAGAACAUAGAAAGUCCAGAGCAUCCAGUACACACAGACAGCACUGCUGAUGUAUGUGAGACUGAUGUUUGUGAGCCAGAAGUUGCAGACCAUUGCCAUCUACAAGAUAAGGUGGUAUCAGAACGCACAGAGUGUCCAGUACCAGAUGACCGCACUAAAGACGAUCACCAGAAUAAUGAAUGCCAGUGUGCAGUUGAUCCUGUGGAAAACAUAGAAUGUCAAACUCCAGUGUGCCUGGUGGCAGCAGACCGUUCAUAUACUGAGUACACAUGGACUGUCAGUGAGACAGAAUCUGGUAACAUGAAAAAUAUAGAAUUUCAAGAGUCUCCUGCAGAAGGGGACAGUGUGGGGUCACACGGUGUUGGUGCAACAGAGUGGAAAGAUGGUGAACCAGAGAGCCUAGUAAAUCCAGACACACCGCUUCUUGAGGGGCCGGUAUCUGUGGAUAUCAUGCACAGCAGUGAUAACUUUGAGCCAGAAACUGAUGACAUGGAACAAAUGGAGCAAGAUCAAGGGCGGAUGAAGAUUGAGUCCAGCUACGUCCCAGCCCCCAGCGUGUAGUGAUGGAUCGGACACCGAAGGGGACAUUUCAUUUGAGGAUAUUCGUUACUAAAUGCUGAUACAGACACUGCAGGUUGUGCUAAUUGGCUGUAGUAUUGUCUGUCUCCGUUUCAUUUCAGGAUAUCAAAGCCGUGUACCGGCCCCACGCACCUUUCCAGUUAGUGGUUGUGAGCACUUAUUUCUGUUUCUUUUCUGAUAAUAGGUGCCUUUAUUAUUUCUCUACAUUGAGGGGUGCUUAGACUUUCGUUUGUUUGGAAUAUAAAGAACUUAUUAAAGCUUAAAGCUUAUUUCAUGAAA